Molecule: messenger RNA, 1446 nt
Organism: Aegilops tauschii subsp. strangulata
Lineage: Eukaryota; Viridiplantae; Streptophyta; Magnoliopsida; Poales; Poaceae
Product: aquaporin NIP1-3
Biological process (GO): transmembrane transport
Cellular component (GO): membrane
Molecular function (GO): channel activity
Source: RefSeq, a predicted model, not a curated record
AUGGCGCUAACAAAAGUUGCUCUUUUCCUUGCCCUCAACCUUGGUCUCAUUGCUAUUGUGCAUGUCAUCAAGGCCAACCUCCUUGGCCUCAUCGCCGUCGACAUUCCCGUCGACCUGACCCUCCUACUCAACCAUUAUUUGAGCCUGGAACCCAUAAAUAGCACAAGCGUAUUGAUCAACACGCAGAUCCAAACAAGACAUAGAGAUAGAGAGCAGAGCAGAGCUGAGACACAGCCGGAGAGAGAGAGAGAGAGAGAGAGAGAGAGAGAGAGAGAGAGAGAGAGAGAGAGGGGGGGGGGGGGGAUAGCGGAAGGCGGCGUGCGCAUGGCAGGAGAGCAUGGAGCCAAUGGCCUGCAACCGCAAGAGCAAGACCACACCGGAGCUCUGGAGGAAGGAAGAGGAGGAGCGAAUCAACCAGCAGGGUGCGAGGAUUCAGAGCAAGCUGUGAGCAGCACGGCCAAUCAGCCCAUGAUCUCCGUCCAAUUCGUGCAGAAGGUACUCGCCGAGAUCCUGGGGACCUACCUGCUCAUCUUCGCCGGCUGCGCGGCGGUGGCCGUGAACCAGAGGACGGCCGGCACGGUGACGUUCCCGGGCGUCUGCAUCACCUGGGGCCUGGCCGUCAUGGUGAUGGUCUACUCCGUCGGCCACAUCUCCGGGGCGCACCUCAACCCCGCCGUCACGCUCGCCUUCGCCACCUGCGGCCGCUUCCCGUGGAGGCAGGUCCCGGCCUACGCGGCGGCGCAGGUGACCGGGUCCACGGCGGCGAGCCUCACGCUGCGGCUGCUGUUCGGGAGCGAGCCGGAGCACUUCUUCGGGACGGUGCCGUCCGGGUCCGACGUCCAGUCGCUGGUGCUGGAGUUCAUCAUCACCUUCUACCUCAUGUUCGUCAUCUCCGGAGUCGCCACCGACAACAGAGCCAUUGGUGAGCUUGCCGGUCUGGCCGUUGGAGCUACUGUGCUACUAAACGUGCUCUUUGCCGGGCCCAUAUCAGGAGCAUCCAUGAACCCUGCAAGAACCAUCGGUCCGGCGAUGGUCGCCGGCCGCUACACCGGCAUCUGGGUGUAUAUCGUCGGCCCUAUUACUGGCGCGGUUGCCGGUGCAUGGGCUUACAACCUCAUCCGAUUUACCAACAAGCCACUACGAGAGAUCACCAGGACUGGGUCCUUCUUGCGAAGUGCAAGGAUGACAUAGUGUUGUUGCUUGUCGAUAGUGAAUGUCGAUGAUAUGUUGUAAUUCUCCAACCGCCCCGUAAAUUUAUUUGAUUUUCUCUUCAUCAUCUAAUUUCACUAGUAAAUGAUUGGGUCACCUAAUUCUAAUUGUGAUGAUUUUCUCUCUGAAGAAAGUAGGUCGUGCCCUGCAAUUGAGGGCUCUGUUCUACCACAACCUCGACUUAUGUCUCUAAUGUAUAAAACCUCGACCGAUGAGUGAAGUCUUCGGUGAAGGGCA